AUGUAUCCAAAAGCGGCCAACGGCACCGAUGUUGACGAGUUCGCGCUCGAAGGACGUACUGGCCGACUGACGAGACAGCUUUAUCCCGAUGCCGAUCCCCGUCUUCAAGCUCUUACACCACUUUGGCUCCAAAGGGCCCGGACAUUCAACGCGAGACUCAUCUUCCGGCAGCUCUUCUACCUCACAACCGGCCUGACACUCCAGGAGUCAGGCGUUGCGGUCUGUUCCCUCGUGAACGCCCUCGGCCGCAUCGCCGUCGUCUCCGUCAUAUAUCUCAUGCGCAACGUCGACUCAUUCGCGGCGGCGUACUCGCCGGCCUACGAUGUUGUGGAAGGCGAGGCGCUGUGGUUCCGUGGCGCGCCGACCUGUCUGUACUGCGAGCUCACGCUAGUGUGCUACGCCGUCUCACUGCUCUGGGGGAAUCACUAUGUGUUCGGCCGCGCGCUUGGGUGUUCGAGCGUCGAGACGAUGACCCUGCUGUCGUCGGGUGUGGGGUCGACGAGGAGUAGCAUUGCGGGUGGGAGAAUCACGAUCCGAGACGGAGUUGGGUGGUGGGCUGCAGUCAUAUGA
Messenger RNA from Colletotrichum destructivum, 570 nucleotides. RefSeq lists its product as uncharacterized. The transcript has 3 exons. The record is from RefSeq and is a predicted model, not a curated record. The coding region runs from base 1 to 570 and encodes 189 amino acids. Lineage: Eukaryota; Fungi; Ascomycota; Sordariomycetes; Glomerellales; Glomerellaceae.